GAAGUCAACAAUGCUGCCAGAUUGAUGGACGCUUCACACAUUUAUAAGGAAAUUAUGGAGCUCUUGGAGGAACCUGCUCCGCCGCCUUCAAAACGUUUAAAACGUCUGGAGCCAUCCAUACGCAUUAAAGCUAUUCUCUCCGAUGACUAUUCCAAGGAUAUACCCCUAGUGCCCGCCUACUCUUGCCAGCUGGAAAGUAAACAGCAAUUGCAGAUUGUAAUCAAAGAGCUCUCCCAGAAACUGCCUCAUUUCCAGCAUUUAAAACGAGUUAAUGACAGAAAUGUGCUUUUAUGUCCUACAUCCGAGAUAGAGGACACACUGGAGCAGCACCUGGAACGUCUUGCUUUCAGUGAGGAAGUUUUACAGGCUCUGCUACGACAAAUUCAAGUGGUGGAAGUGCCCUCCAUUGGCCCACGCUUGAGAACCCAAUAUGAGAAGAUGCUUAAGUACUGGCCUUGUAAAUUUCAUCCCGAUCACUACUAUGAAUCCCUGCAAAAUGGUAGCAAUUUCUCUGCUACUCAAAGAACUUUUCACAACCAAAUGGCUCAGUUGCUCGAGAAGCUAUCCACAGAGAUAAACUCCAAGCAGCCAGUAGGCAUUUGUGUGGAUCCUCGUGGUCCCAGUAUAGUAGCCAUAGCUGGUUCACAAAUGGACUCUAAAAAUCAUGAACAUUGUCCCAUGUCAUUGGUGGAUUUUGUGGCACGAAGUCAAAAGGGAGGAGCUCUAACUACGACUGAACAAUUUGUGGAAGAACCAGGUGAAAAAUUAAGUGGCAUACCCAAGAACUACUACGAGUACCUUAAAGGGAGUGACGCCUUUGUGCAUUUGCUAUGCGGAGCAGAGGUUAGCCGACAGAGUAGUGAUCCCAUUGCGGGUACUGAUAAUCUGUCAAAAUAUGGACCUUAUCUCUGUACUGGCUAUGAUGUCUAUUUGCUUCAGGAACCCUGCCUCAUGUGCUCCAUGGCCUUGGUGCACAGUCGUGCCAAGCGCAUCUUUUUUCUCCAGACAUCAGACAAUGGAGCACUUCUAACACGCUUCCAGUUGCAUACGGUAAAGGAGCUAAAUCAUCAUUAUGAAGUGUUUCAGUUUACCAGAGAACAGGACAUUAGUUGAUGACAAUGAAUAAUUUCUUUUUGUUUUUAAUAGUUUGUAGAUUAACAUUUUUUAGAGUAAACUUUCAAUGUCAAUUUUA
Drosophila willistoni is the source of this 1192-nucleotide messenger RNA. Its product is annotated as probable inactive tRNA-specific adenosine deaminase-like protein 3. The transcript has a single exon. The record is from RefSeq and is a predicted model, not a curated record. Gene Ontology annotation, molecular function: tRNA-specific adenosine-34 deaminase activity. Gene Ontology annotation, cellular component: cytoplasm; nucleus. Lineage: Eukaryota; Metazoa; Arthropoda; Insecta; Diptera; Drosophilidae. Bases 25 to 1113 code for a protein of 362 amino acids.